Molecule: messenger RNA, 2401 nt
Organism: Passer domesticus (house sparrow)
Lineage: Eukaryota; Metazoa; Chordata; Aves; Passeriformes; Passeridae
Product: serine/arginine repetitive matrix protein 1-like
Exons: 1
Source: RefSeq, a predicted model, not a curated record
AUUGAAGGCAACACUUUAAAGGGGGAUCAAAGUGCUGGGCUAGAACAAUUCCCCCAUUUACAUGACAUUUUUCCACGAUGCCAUUUCCCGCUGACGCAAACCGCCGGGGCCGCCUCCUUCUCGCGCUCAUCUCCGUGUCUCUCUUGUCUCCCCGGUGCGUGCGGGGCCGCGGUGCCGCGCCGCAGGUCAGCCCCGCCGGACGGCCCCGAGCCCGACGAGCGGCCGGUGUCGGUGCUGAGCUCCCUCAGCUACAGGAAGCGGCCGGGCCUCAAGGACUCCAUAGGCGGCCUCGGGGAUGAGCAGACGCUGUUCAGCGCCCUGGGCGAGCGGCCGCCUUCCCCCGAGCGCCCUCCGCGCCGGGCGGCCCGCGGCGGCGAGCCCCAGGACCGGGCGGCCGUCAUCGCCCGCGCCUUCGCCGACGCCAGCGGCCGGGCUCGCCAAGGGCUGGACAAGCGGUGGUCCCUCUCGGCCACCGACGUAGAGAAAGCGUCUGUCGCCUCCGCCCCAGUGAGCCGCGUCUCCUCCGCCUCCUGGCGCGGGCUGGAGGACGGCGACGAUGGGGAUGAGGGAUGCUCGGUGCUGAGCUUCGCCCUCUCCAGCCCCGGCAGCUUGCGGAGCCGGCGCGGGGGCCCCGAGGGCCGCCCCGAGUCGCGGCUCUCCCUGGCCCGCAGCCGGCUGGAUGAGGCGGACGAGGGGUCCCGCGGGCAGCCCCUCUUGGGGCGCAGCUUCUCCGUGCCCCCGCGGCCCCGCAGCGCGGCCUCCGAGGAGGAGGCUCCCGGGGACGCCCGCCCCGGGCGGCACCGCUCCUACCUCGACCCCGACCUGGAAGCCGCCAUCCAAGAGGUGCUGAGCUACCGCCCGCUGCCGGCCAGGGGCUACUCCAGCCCCGACUCGGGGGACGACGGCCGCAGUGUCCGCAGUGUCCGGAGUGUCCGCAGUGUCCGGAGCGCGGCCCCCCUGGGCGCCGCUGACCGCCCCUCCGGCAGCCUGCGCCGCUCCGCAUCCGCCCUCGACUUCUCCCGGCACACUUGCCGCUGCCGCAGCAGCUCGGGCUCCUCCGAGGAAGAGGAGGAGCAGAAGAAGAAGAGCUCCAAGAAGCGCGCCAAGAAAAGCAAGAAGAAGUCCAAGAAGAAGAAGAAGAAGCAGCAGUCGUCGUCCGAGUCCAGUUCCUCCUCCGAGUCCUCCUCUGGCUCCACCAGCUCCUACCGCAGCACCUCCAGUGUCAAGAAGGGCCCGCGGGGAGCGGGGAGCGAGGAGCCGACACGUCCUGCCCGGGCCAAGAAGGAGGAGAAGCAGCGGAAAAAGCAGGUGGACAACCUGAUGAUGAAGUACCUGUACCGUCCCGAGAGCGACUGAGGCAGGAGGUGGGAGCGGUGUGUGCCGUGCAGCAUGAACCUCCCCGUGUGCCACUAACCGCUCGCCCUAACCCUCUCCUGACUCCGGAGCUCUCCUCCGCCGGCGUGGGCAGCCCGGGAUGGGGCAGCCCUCUGUGCCUGCAGCAGCCCUGCUGCGGGCAUCUCCAUCGCUGGGGAGAUCCCCGGCAUGGCCACAGCGGGACCGGCGCUGCCCGUGCUGCCAGGAUUAGCUGCGGGACACCAGGAAGCGCUAAUCCCUUCCUGGCUCCCCAGCCAUCGGCCGGGACACAUCUGGAUGUAUUCCUUCAGGAAAUUGUUCAGGCUUUGGUGGGCAGCACAGCCCCCAGAAGCAGAGGGGAGUGGGAUGGGUACUAACACCCACUCACUGCAGUGUGUGAGCAUGGGGGGAGGCUGCACCCAUGGCGGGGGGGACCCAGGUUGGGCUGUGCCCUGUUGGGUGCCUGUGAUGGGAAUUCGGGGUGUGAAUGGCAUCAGCCUGCAGGACUCUGGAGCUCUGCAUGCUGUUUGAUGCAGAGAGGGUGUGUUUGGGCUCGCUGGCAGCAAUUUCAGAGCAGGCUUCAUCCUUUCUGAUGGCUGAAUAGGAGAGUGGCUGGAGGAGGGGAAAGAAGCCUUUUGGAAAUGUGCUUCCCUUGAGCUGUCUAUCCCAGAGGAAGGGAAGGCAUCAUGGGGUACCGGGGAGCAACAACCCCAGCACCAGCCCUGGGCUCGGGUACAACCAGGACCCUCAGGGUGUCUGGGGACCCUGGUGUUGGCAUUCAGGGCCACGAGCCUUUUCCUGGGCAGGCUCAGCUCGGCCCCACUGCAGAGCAGGGGCUCAGCUCGGCGCAGCGAGGAGUUGUUUGCAGUGAGGCAUGUCCCAAAUAUCUCGGAAAGAAUAAAAAAGGAGGCAAUCAAGGCUCCAUCCAGCUGGCUGCCAGCGUGCUGGCUCACCGCAGCUCCCGCUGCAGCCGGAGGGGAGCUGAGCUCAGCAGCCAAGCCAUGCUGGGGACAUGCUGGGCUUUUCACCCCCCUAACCCCGCUCUCUC